Messenger RNA from Peniophora sp. CBMAI 1063, 3777 nucleotides. The record is from the annotation of a GenBank genome assembly. Lineage: Eukaryota; Fungi; Basidiomycota; Agaricomycetes; Russulales; Peniophoraceae.
AUGGACCACCAUAAGCUUCUCAUCGCAAACCGCGGUGAGAUCGCGGUGCGCAUCAUUCGCACAGCACAGCACCUUGGGCUUGCUACAGUCGCCAUCUACACCCCCUCAGAUGCUCUCGCGCCACAUGUCUCGCUCGCAACCGAAGCUGUCGAACUGUCCGUUCAGCCUGGAGAGAGCGAGGCAGGACCAUACCUCGAUGCUGGACGCAUAGUUCAAGUCGCGCUCACCCAUGGUGCAACACUCGUACACCCAGGCUAUGGCUUCCUGAGCGAGAACGCAUCCUUUGCGCGCGCAGUUCGCGAUGCCGGGAUCACGUUCUUGGGGCCAAGCACCGAGGUCAUCACGGCGAUGGGGCUCAAACACGAGGCGCGCAAUAUUGCAGUCCAGGCUGGUGUGCCGGUGAUCCCUGGAGAACUGAGGGACGAUGUCGAACAAGCGGUGUCGAUUGCUCGGCGACUCGAGUAUCCUAUCCUGAUCAAGGCCUCUGCCGGUGGUGGGGGGAUGGGCAUGGUCGCAUGCAGUACGGAGGACGAGCUCGUCAAGUCUUUCGAUGUCGCUCGCGCGCGAGCUCAGAGUCUCUUCAACAAUGAUGCUGUUCUACUCGAGCGCUACUAUCCUGCGGCUCAUCAUAUCGAAGUGCAGGUCUUCGGAAACGGGAAAGACAAAGUGAUACAUAUGGGAGAACGUGAAUGUAGUCUGCAGCGGCGGCAUCAGAAGGUUGUCAAGGAGACACCGAGUCCCUUCUUGAGAGACAAACUAGCCUUACGAGAUGGGAUCUGCGCAGCUGCCGUGCGCCUCUGCGAGAGCAUGAACUACAGUUCGGCAGGGACUGUCGAGUUCCUCGUCGAUGAUAUCUCUAGUUCAUUCUUCUUCCUGGAAAUGAAUACGCGCAUUCAAGUCGAGCAUGGUGUUACAGAGGCUGCACAGGGCUCUCUUGAUUUGGUCGAGCUCAUGAUACAACAAGGCAUAGAAGAAGCCAACGGAUCCUCGUUGUCUGAAACUGCCCUUGAUCAGGACCAGUACGCUGACGUUCCCGAUGUACACGCAAUCGAGGUCCGGAUAUAUGCUGAAAACCCUGCGGAGAGCUUUCGUCCGUCGCCUGGCGUGCUGCAGCUUGUUGACUGGGAACAUGGCCACCGGAUCCCAGACUGGAUGAGGAUCGAUACUUGGGUGUCCACUGGAACUACCAUCACGCCGUUUUUUGACCCCCUCGUAGCCAAGAUCAUCGUGACAGCGCUCAGCCGCGCUGAAGCUAUACAGCGAUUGAUCGGCUCACUGCGCAAUGUCCGUGUUCUAGGCCCUACCACGAACAUACCCUACCUUCUGCACUUGCUCGGUAGCGAAGUCAUGAAAGCUGGACGGACUACUACGCGAUACCUUUCGGCCUUUACCUACAUCCCAAAGGCACUGACUGUUUUACACCCGGGCUUAUCAACCCUAGUCCAAGACCUUCCUGGGCGGCCCACCAUGUUGCGAGGCAUCCCACCUUCCGGCGCGAUGGACGGGCGAGCGCACAGUGCCGCCAACCUACUUGUGGGCAACCCUAAAGAGACAGAGGCGCUGGAAGUCAUCAGUGUACGCGGGGCCGCGGUCCGUCUGAAGUUUUGGUCGGAGGCAGUAGUCGGUGUCGCGGGUGGCCACCCUGGGAUCCAGAUACACAUCGAUGGGUGUCCGGUGGCCGAUAUGUGGUCGCGAGUACAUGUCGAAGCGAACUCUGUGCUUGAGCUGGUUGAAGGAGAGCGCGGUGAUGGUGGCGGCUUCCGGACCUACAUUGCCGUUCAUGGCGGUUUCCCUGAUAUCCCUGUGUACCUCGGGUCCAAAAGCACGAGCAUGGGCUUUGGAGGAUAUCAAGGUCGAGCACUUGCUGCUGGUGAUCAACUGGCGCUUGCGGAUUCCACGCCACGAGCCUUACCCUGUCCGUUCACCCUCCCGGCAUCUCUCAUUCCCACAUACGCGAAGCAUUGGUCGAUACGCGUCGCUUGCGGACCUCACGCUGAUACCGAGUUUCUCACUCCGGAGGGCGUCAACAAGUUCUACUCGAUGCAUUGGACCGUGAGCUCAAGUAGCAAUCGAAUGGGUAUACGACUCUCGCCUGUAACAUGUCAGAACGAGCACGAGCGGGCUUUCCUCUGGGCGCGCGAGAAUGGCGGAGACGGUGGCUCGCAUCCCUCGAACAUCCUAGACAAUGCCUACGCCCGUGGCAGCAUCAACGUGAACGGCGACACUCCUGUCAUUCUAGGUUGCGAAGGUCCGGAUAUGGGAGGAUACGUGUGCCUUUGCGCUGUCAUCCAGGGUGACAUGUGGAAACUUGGACAACUCCAUCCAGGAUGUACUCUGAGAUUCGAACCCAUAUCAUGGGAAGCGGCCCGAAGUAUCAGACGAGACGAGAGUGUCUGGAUAAAGACUGUCAGCCAAGCGGUACAACAGUCGUCCCGGUCAGACGCCGGCUCUCUUGAUUCAUCGCUGCCGACACCCUCUGAGGCGCUGCUUGCUUCCCUGGACCCUCGGCUGCACGUCAUCAAUGCAGACGGAGAGCGCCCCAAGGUCAUGUUUCGUCAGGCCGGGGACUCGGCUAUUCUACUCGAGUAUGGGCCAAUGGAGUUGGACUUGACCGUGCGAGCAAGGAUUCAUGCUUUCGAAGAUGCCGUACGCAAGAAGCGCAUCGACGGCAUAGUCGGCUUCUGCCCGUGUAUCCGCUCUACCAUGUGUUACUACGACCCCCUCAUAGUCUCCCAGCAGGACAUACUGACUGCCCUCAUCGAGGCCGAGCACUCGCUACCAGCUUCAACCGCGGAUAUGGUCUUUCCCGGUCGGCGCAUCACCCUCCCUAUCGUCCUCGAUGAUCGUUGGAAUCGAGAAGCGCUCAAGAAGUACAUACAAAGCACGCGAGACAAAGCCGUUUACCUUCCUAGCAACAUCAAGUACCUGGCAAGUAACAACGGGCUUGACUCGGAGCAAGAGGCGCUUGCUAAGCUGUCUCAAAGUGAUUGGUUGGUCUUUGGCGUGGGGUUCUACCUCGCUUGUCCAUUCCUUGUCCCUAUCGAUCCGCGCGCUCGUCUUGUAGGACAGAAGAUGAACCCAUCGCGGACUUUCACCCCACGCGGCGCAAUAGGUAUAGCGGGCGUCGUCGCAGCCAUCUAUCCCAUCGAGUCUCCGGGAGGCUAUCAAUUAUACGGGAGGACAAUACCCGGCUGGCAUACAUGGGGCAAAGGCAAGAGCUUCACAGUCGAGAAACCGUGGCUCCUCAACCCAUUCGACCAAGUUCGCUACGAGCCCGUAUCGGAGGAAGAGUACGAGCAGUUGGAGAGAGACUUCGAUGCUGGGCGGUACGAGUUCAGGAUUGAGCCGUGCGAGCUCUCCAUAUCGAAGUACCUCUCUUUCAUCGAGAGCAUCAAAGACGAGGUACACGUCUUCCGAGAACGCCAAGCGGCAGCAGUUGGGAGAGAGGAAGCGAGGGAGAAGGAUCUAUUACGCGAGUGGGAGGAUGAACAACGAGCCGCGCGCGCAGAUGGCAAUACCGAGGACGCCACGGAUGCGAGCAGCGCUCACGCCUCUGUCACGGCCCCGCUGUCUGCUUCUAUAUGGAGGAUCAAGUGCUCCGUCGGCGAUGUGAUCAAGAGCGCUGAUGAUGUUCUGGUCAUCCUGGAGGCGAUGAAGACCGAGAUCAAUAUCACCGCAGGUCAAGAGCACGUCGGCAAGACCGUCAUCGGCUAUGCGAAGGGCGUGCGUGAGGGAGCUGUAGUCAGCAGUGGUGACGCGCUCAUCAACCUAUCAUGA